Molecule: messenger RNA, 333 nt
Organism: Nicotiana tabacum (common tobacco)
Lineage: Eukaryota; Viridiplantae; Streptophyta; Magnoliopsida; Solanales; Solanaceae
Source: RefSeq, a predicted model, not a curated record
AUGGACCUGCGCCUCUGGCCAUGCUACAAAUUGGAAUAUAUUUUCAACAAUGUGUUCUGGUCAUUUAAACCAGCAAUUGAUGGUUUUGUGCAUUGCCGUCCGGUAAUUUCCAUAGAUGGUACUCAUGUCUAUGGAAAGUAUGACACUAAGCUUUUGAUCGCAGUUGCAGCAGAUGCCAACGGACAAAUAUUUCCACUAGCUUUUUCCAUUUGUGCUAAUGAAAUCGAAGAGGCGUGGACGGAACCCUAUGCAUACGACUGUUACUGUAUGAGGAACCUGAAGGCCAAUUUCCAGAAGAAAUAUCACGACAAGGCCUUACAUGAUUUAAUGUAG